Sinocyclocheilus anshuiensis is the source of this 2324-nucleotide messenger RNA. Its product is annotated as collectin-12-like. Bases 469 to 2190 code for a protein of 573 amino acids. The transcript is spliced from 9 exons. The record is from RefSeq and is a predicted model, not a curated record. NCBI's taxonomy places the organism in Eukaryota, Metazoa, Chordata, Actinopteri, Cypriniformes, Cyprinidae.
AAGAGGCUACUGCUGCUGCUGCUGCUUUUCACCUGGUUUCCCCUUAAGAGAUUCAGUUCAUGUAGAAAACAAGUGAACUAACAGACACCCUACGGACUGCCAAUUUCUCUCUGGUUCUCGGGUUGCAGCCAAAAGGCAGAAGAGGAGGCAUCCUCACUCACCUCAAGUGAAUUUCCAUCGCGAACACGUUCUCAUGGAGAGAGAAAAAGUUUGCGUCUUAAGCAGAAGUCUGUAGCCUGCGACUCAUUAAACAUCGUGUCCACGAGUUUUUCCUUUUGUUGUUUGAUUUUUUUUUAAGUUUAGCGUCAGUCACAGGGAUUGAGGUGGUGAUAAACAUUCUACGCAUGUUUCAAGUGGAAUAUUAGCAUCUGUGAAACUUCACUGUGGAUUCCUGAGUCCCCGCUAUUGUCAUGAGAUUAAUGUGAAUUUUUGGCUCGUGACGGAACGGUGUACCUCAGUUUUACCACAAUGAAGGACGACUUCACUGAUGAAGAGGAAGUGCAGUCUUUUGGCUACAAAAGGUUUGGUAUCCAGGAAGGAAGUGAAUGCACUAAAUGUAAAAAUGACUGGGCCCUGAGGGUGGCGAUUGCUCUUCUGUAUGUACUUUGUGCACUGCUCACCAUAGCUGUGGCUGUGCUUGGAUACAAAGUGGUCCAAAGAAUGGAUAAUGUAACAGAGGGUAUGGAGAAUUAUGGAGGGAAGAUCAUGGCUGUAGAGACAGACCUCAAGAAACUUGAUGAUCAAACGGGAGAGAAGUCAGAAAAUGCCACCAGUGAACUCCUGUCAUUCAAGAUGGAAAUUCAGACGUUGCAGAAGCAGCUCAGUGACGUUGCUGUGAAGGCUUCUAACAACAGAGCUGUUCUCGAUGAGCUACAGCUAGCCGGCGAGGACAUGCAGAGCGGACAUCACUCACUGCGAGAUCUGUUGGAGAGCAAUGCCAAUGUCAUUAGCAAAGUAAACCGCACCUUAAACUCAUACAGCGGCUUGAUUGACGGACUAAAGACAGACACGUCUCGGCUCCAGGUGGACCUUCAGGUGCAGACAAGCGAACAGGGCCGAAACACCCACAGUAUCAGCACUCUGAACUUCACCCAGACCCAGCAGAGGAACCUCAUCAGCUCUCUCCAGAGGUCGGUGGAGGACACUAGCCAGGCUGUCCAGAAGCUUAAGAAUGACUAUCAGAGCCUUCAGCAGGUGGCUAGGCAGACCAAAGCGGAUGUUGACUGGCUGAGGGAGAAGGUCCAGAACCUUCAGGCCUUAGCUGCUAACAAUUCUGUGCUGACUCGUUCUAAUAGUGACGCUCUGGAGGACGUGACCUCUCAGCUGAAUUCAGUCUCAGAGCAGGUGCAGAAUGCCUCGGGCAUCACCGACAGCCACGAACAGAGCAUCCGUGAGCUCAUGGACCAGCAGCGAGACCACGACAAUUCAACCUCCUUGAAGUUUGAUGCACUAGAGGCACAUCUUGACCGCAACGAGGCGGAAAUGGACCGCAUAACGGGGAAUGUAAGCUUCACCACACAGCUGCUCGGAGUGAUCAGCGUGGAUCUGAAUGGUCUUCGCACCUGCUCCGAGACAGUGGCCCAGCAUUCGGACCUGCUGCUGGGGCUGAACAGCAGUGUGGCAGAAACCAGAGCAGACAACACAGAGCUCAAAACCCAACAGGAAGAACUCGCCACUAGGCUCGACAAAGAGGUCAGCAGCCUCUCCAUAGUCAUGGAGGAAAUGAAACUGGUCGACAGCAAACACUCGCAGCUCAUCACAAAUUUCACUAUCCUUCAGGGGUGCCCACCUCAGUGGAAGAGCUUCAGAGACAAAUGUUACUACUUCUCAUCAGAGAGUCUGAACUUUGAUGAAACGAAGGAAAAAUGCAGCAACAAGAGUUCAACUAUGCUGAUUAUCAGUGAUGAAGACGAGCAGCUAUGGAUAAAGAGGCAGAUUUCUGGAAAGGGCUACUUUUGGCUGGGCCUCACUGACAGCGCUGAUGAAAGCAUCUGGAGAUGGGUGGACGGUAGCCUGCCCAACUAUACGAAAUGGAAGCCUGGACAGCCUGAUAACUGGAGCCAUGGUCACGAGGCUGGAGAGGACUGUGCAGGGUUAAUACACGAGGCCAGUUGGAAUUACUUUUUCUGCACAGAACGCAUUGGUUUCAUUUGUGAACGAACGAAUGAAUCCAAAGUUCCAGUUUUAUAGCACCUGUUGUGAAUGAACAGAGAAUAUUGGAUAAGACAAUCACAGAGACAGUUCAGAAGACUUCUGUCACAGUAUCCUCUCAUAAAGCACGAACAAUUGCUUUACCCAGAGAGCCACAUGUGUGACGGACACAA